This is a messenger RNA of Neurospora crassa OR74A, 3296 nucleotides long. RefSeq names its product syntaxin. Gene Ontology annotation, molecular function: SNAP receptor activity; SNARE binding. Gene Ontology annotation, biological process: Golgi to vacuole transport; vesicle fusion; intracellular protein transport. Gene Ontology annotation, cellular component: SNARE complex; membrane; endomembrane system. The transcript has 2 exons. Lineage: Eukaryota; Fungi; Ascomycota; Sordariomycetes; Sordariales; Sordariaceae. Bases 609 to 1436 code for a protein of 275 amino acids. The record is from RefSeq and is a predicted model, not a curated record.
CGAGGGGACGCGCUGUCGUCAGCCUGUCACUCUUUUUGGAUCCACACGAGCUGAAGGCCCGGUAUCAUGAUUGGCCAAGAUGCCCCAUUACGUCUCCAACAAGCCAAGCCGAAGCUUUGGAGCGGCAGGGCAGGACGGCAGGGAUCCACAUGGAAGUUCCCUCGAAACUGACAGUGGAUGCUGACAGCGCACAGCGGGCAGCCACUGAGGGACAGCGACUGGUGGUGUCCUGGCUCGCCUGGAUAACGCAAUCCAUUGCAACCACUUGCGACCACUUGCGACCCGGCAUUGUCGUCCCAGAUCACAAGUCACAAGUCACCUUAGGUUCCCGCGCUUCAACUUACAACCAUCCACCCAAGGGAACCUUGGACCACCACCGCCUGUUGACAAAAACAUCACCAACAAAACAGGCACCGACGAAUCGCUCGUUUUCCGAAGGGCCUCAUCUCAGCUUCCAUUUGCUUGAAGAACCGCAUACUUGUACAUACCGAAUCCCAUCUCGUCGACGACAAUCAAUCACUACCCUGCGCAUCGCAUCAGGCACCGAUAAGCCAAACUAUCUGCUAUCAUAACCACAACCACAACCACGACAACCACCACCAGCAACCAUGUCAUUCGAUCAGCUCUCCUCCCUUGAGGCGGGGCGCCGUCGUAAUACCGGUGGCAACCAGUACACCGAUGACCCCGAGUUCCAGCGCCUCUCCCAAGAUUUGAUGAACAAGCUCUUCAAGCUUAACGGCAACAACCAGCGACUCCAAGGCGAGGUCGGCCACCUCGGCACGCGGCGCGAUACUCCACGGGUUCGGGAACGAGUCCACGAGCUGAUUGAGGAGUCGCGCGAUCUAUUCAAGGAAGUCGGCGGGGGCGUCAAGAAGGUGCAAACCUGGGAAGAUGUCACUCCGACCCAAAAAUACAUGCAACAAAAACUCUCGCGCGAAUUCCAAUCCUCCCUCUCCGAAUUCCAAUCCCUCCAACGCACCGCCCUCGACAAGCAAAAAGCCUCAGUAACCGCCGCCCGCUCCGUGAUUGACGCCACCGACCCUUCGCACUCUUCGCACCCCGUGCUCGAGUCCGGGGAACCCCAGCUGCUGCAAUAUCAGGAGCAAGAACUCACCCACCUCGCGUCGCAAUCCGAUGUCGAUUUCCAGGAUGCGCUCAUCCUCGAGCGCGAAGAGGAGAUUCGCAAUAUCGAGCAGGGUGUUGGCGACUUGAAUGUGCUGUUCCAGCAGGUGGCUCAGAUUGUCAGCGAGCAGGGCGAGAUGCUGGAUACGAUUGCGAAUAAUGUGGAGAAUGUGAGGGAUGAUACGGCGGGGGCGGAUAGGGAGUUGAGGAGUGCGGCGAGGUAUCAGAAGAAUGCGAGGGGCAAGGCGUGCUGUUUGUUGCUGAUUUUGAGCGUUAUCUUGACGAUUGUUUUGUUGGCGGUGUUCUUGGGCUAAAUGGGUGGGACAUGAUAUGGCAUGGUAUGAAAAACAAGUGCAGGAUGCGGAAAGACGGGACACAGUAAGGAUAUGAUUGUUGAUGAUGUUUUGAUGAUGAAACGGAAGGGAAUGGCCCGGAGGACAGGGUAAUCCUGUAAUGGUUGGUUUUGUUAUUUCUGUUGCUGUCGUUGUUGUUGAUUUCGUUAUCGCAAAGACGCCUGGGAGGGAUCAAAGACAGGGGAAAGGCGUUUUCGGAGUUCUUACAUUCUUUUUUGACUCUUGUUGGCUAUACAGUUUCCAUCUGGCCUCUGUAGGCGGCCAGUCCAUCUAUCAUCCAUCCAUAGGUAUCUUAUGUCUCAUACAUCUACAUACAUACUGUACAAAAACCGCUAUGCUCUAUCUUGUGACAUGGCUUGCGAGAUCACUUUCUUUACGGCUGUGUGAUUCGGCUCCCAAUCCAGCCCCGGCAGCUUCGGUCUCACAUACGGAUCAUCUCCCCUCCCCUUGGCCGGUCCCAGAUAUGGCGGCAACGGCAUCUUGGCCGCCACCACGCUCGUGAUCGCGUUGCUCGUCAGACUCGUCGUGAUCCAGUACAGGUGCAGCGCCGCCGGCAAGUUGAUGGUGGCGGGCCCAACGAUCAGCGUCAGCAGCAGCAGCGCCCGCUGCAUCCUAAGUCCUACGGACUUUUGCUGCUUGAUCUUGGAUGCGUGCUCGCCAAUAUUGUUUGGGUUGACGUCCUCCGUCCCGGGGUUCAGGAGACGCAACCACCCUUCUUGGUUGCGAGGCAUUACGUUGACGAACAUGGUGAAAGAAAGAACGAAAGGGAGAAUGUGCAGAGGGUCGGCGGCCAUGAGGUCGGGGAACCAGAGGCAGCCCUCCAUGGUGGUGGGGAGGGUGUUUUGGAAAUAGCUGGAGAGGGAUUCCGGGAGGAUGUUGGCUAGGGGGUUGACAAUGGCGUCGGCGACGGGCGUGGUAGUGGUGACGGAUGCUUCCGUGACGGCCUGCGUGGCGUUUGUGGCCGCUUCAGUUGCUUGUAACACUGCUUGUUGUGUGGUUUCCGCCGCCUUCGAGGCCGCCUCCGCCGCCGCCCUCCCAUCCUUAUUAGCCCCCAAAAACAUACCCAACAGACCAACCGGUCCGCCACACAACCUCCUCAAAGCCUCGAUACCCACCAGCCAGCCGGGAAAGGCCAAAAACGGCACAAACUGCUUCCAUGGCUGCACGCCCCACUCUUUCAGUAACCUUUUGCUCGUCUUCUCCAUCCGCUUCAUGAUCUCGGUGGGCGGGUGAAAGUCGUGCUUGACGGGAUCGGCCUGCUUCGCGUAGUUGACUUCUUGGUAGUGCCUCCGGCCCCAUGCCAUCAGAAUGGGCUUGAGCAGGGCCCGGCGCUGGGCGAGCCGCUGGGUGUAUUUGGCCGCGGGAACGCGGAAGAUGAGGCUGAUGGUCGCGCCGAAACCGGGAAUGAGAAUGUACCAUGGGAUGUGCAGGUUGGCUUGGGCGGCGAGGAGGAGCUGCUCGACGGUGGUGACGGCCUCGUUGACAAAGGUUCGUCGUUGUGAGGGAACCGAUGAGGCUGGACUAUUCCUCCUGUGAUGUAUUUGGGUGGCUGCUGUGAAGCCCAGUGGUCGAACUGAGCUCGAUGUGGUGGAAAGCCCAUGCCGGGCGAGCGAGCUCAUGCUCAAACCGCUGACUGUACGUCCUCCGAAAGCAGCCAUGAUGAGCUGGGAGCUGGUGAUGAGUGAGACAGGGUAGAAAGAAGAGAAGAAAGAAAAAAAGUUAGGGCAUCAUAUUAUCCAUCCAACUUGAAUCACCCUUUCCUUCCAACCUCUCUCUUUUCAGCACUUUACUGCUGAACAACUGAGAUGAGAUGUUGUUCCC